Closterium sp. NIES-65 is the source of this 498-nucleotide messenger RNA. NCBI's taxonomy places the organism in Eukaryota, Viridiplantae, Streptophyta, Zygnematophyceae, Desmidiales, Closteriaceae. The record is from the annotation of a GenBank genome assembly.
AUGGCCGCGGCGCUCCGCGCAGGGCGAAUCAGCGCCGCGGAUUUCCCGCUCGCCGCGGCCAGACUCGCAGCAGCGUGGAACGCGGCGGAAGACGCGCAGUUGAUUGGCGAGCCGCCUCGCAGCUCCCCCGCGGCGGCAGGCGCGCGGCGGAGUGGACGAGCGGGAAGCGCAGUAGCAGCGUGGGCGGCGGCCCAAAGUGAGGGGGGUGGUUCCGCGGCAGCGCGGAAUGCGGCGGCAGAUGUGGCGGGUGAACGGCAGGGAGUGGAGGACGCUCGCUGCGAGAGGCGCGCGGAGGGCGUGAAGUGGCAGUGGGUUACGGCGCGGGCGUCGUCGCUGGCAGUGGGGGGUGAGUGGGCGAAUGGGUGGCGCUACGUGGCACGGGGGCCGCGUGUAGAGCCCCUUCCUGCCCACUCCGGCCCUCUUUCCAGUUGCCUCUCCCCUCUCCGUCGCAUCCACUCGCCCCUCUCUUCCCUCCGUCCCUUCCCCACUCCCAAAUAA